AUGGGGACCUUGAAUUCGCAGGCGUUGAAUUCUGCUCUUGUUGUCGGAAACUUCAUUAUGCUCAAGAAUGAAAUUGAAAAGCGAUACUAUUGCAGAAGAACUUGUGAAAGGCUUGACGAAGAUACCUGUAGUGAAACGAUUCGGCAAACAGGGCGACCGGACUACUACUGCGAGGAAUAUAUAAUCAUGCUCAAAUUGGCCUUGUCAGUGAUAAGCAUCUUGCUUCAAGUAAUGUACGGCUUCUUUGAAAUCUCUCUUCUUGUCGAAAAGAAACAGGACGAAGACGCUGGUUUGACUGAAGAAGAGAUCGAAGAAAAGGGAAAAAAGAGGUUGAAAACGAGUUUUACUUCUGGAACCGUAGCACUGUUUAUUUCCGUGGUGAAUUACUUCAUCGCUGCUUUUGAAUAA
Molecule: messenger RNA, 408 nt
Organism: Oikopleura dioica
Lineage: Eukaryota; Metazoa; Chordata; Appendicularia; Copelata; Oikopleuridae
Source: the annotation of a GenBank genome assembly